UGGCCAUUUCACUCUUUCUCUUAGGUGGGAGUAUCACGCUAUAUUUAUGAUGUUUUUGACGACAAGCGCAUGAAGAUAGCUCCAAGUUCCCACAAAGAAAACGUGAUUUUGAAAAUAUGGGGAGUCGUAACAGAGUUUGUCCAAUACAAAACGAUGAGAAAUGUGAAAAUGAAGAAGGUAGCCUGCAAGAAACAUGUCCUGUUUCAAAUGGUUUGGCAAACAGUUUUGCUUCACACUUCUCAGCCGUGGAGUUUUGUGGUCAAAUUGCAAGACUCGAUUCAUCCCUUAGUCACGACCAAAAUGCUUUAGCGGAGGCAAGUACAUGUGAAACUCAGUCUCGACCUCCCUCCAGAGUUUCCCCAAUGGAAGACGAAGCAAAACGGGAAAAUGAGCAAAAUAGCUCGCAAGAAGCUGCCCAUCAUGUUUCGAAUAGUUCGGCGAAUGGCUUUACUUCUCAAGUCUCAGCCGUAGAGUUUCGUGGUCAAAUUGUAAGACUUAAUUCUUCGGUGAGUAAAAGCGCUUUAACAGUGCAAAGUGAUCUCCCUGCUCGUCCUCCUUCAUCACCGAGUUCCUACACGAAGAGAAGGAAUAGUGAUUAUGUUUAUGUUGAGAAAAUGCUGAAAGAGAUAAAUGCAUCUGCAGGCGUUGAUUCGUCUUCAAGAAGUAGAAAGGAGAGUGUCCCUGCCUAUGAGCCCAUUUUGGAAUUUGCGGUCGAUGGGACUGCAGAACAGAACGAAGAGGACGGCAAGGGACAAGAACCGAGCGAGAGUGGAGAGGAAAGCAUUGGAAGGACAAAAAAUGAACCAUGUUUAUCUAAAGCAGAAGAGCCGAAUCAAGCUCUACUGAAAUAUUUCGUCACGCUAUCAAGCUCGAGCGAUUGCAAUGAUUCGCUGGAUUUAGGACACAUUCAAUCGCUGUUACUUGAAGGAGCCUGUGUCAAUACUUGUGAUCGCUUUAGUCAAACGUUACUCCAUGAAGUGUCCAGGAACUGGGGGACAGAUGUAGCGCAGUUUUUCAUCGAUAAAGGCGCAGACGUCAACAGUGCCGAUGAUUUUGGACGGACUCCUUUACAUGUGGCAGCUUCGGCUGAUUAUUCCGAGAUGGUCAGAUUUCUUAUCGAAAAUGGUGCUGAUGUUGACUUGACAACCAAUGGAGAGAAACAAACUCCUCUUCAUUUUGCGGCCAAAAAUGAAGCACCACAAAGUGUUAAAAUUCUUUUGGCUUACGGUGCGGAGUUGGAGGUUCGGGACUACAAACAACGCACCCCAUUGCAGCUUGCAGCUGAAAGCAACAGCGCUGAAUGCGCUAAAAUUUUAUUGGAAGGAGGUGCAACAGCCGGAACAAGAGACGACAGUGGAAUGACAGUACUCACGCUGAUGAUCACGAAAAUGCCGAGUGUGGCGCUUCGAGCCUUGGAUCAGUUCCACGUCACAGACAGAUCUCAUCGCAAGCAACGAUAUUAUCUCAACUUCUUGGAACAAUGCGACCCAGAUACCAAACGUCAACCAGUCAACCUCUCACCCUUGCAAGCAGUCGUGGAAGUAAACUGCUUCGAGCUUAUUAUGCAUCCGAUUUUCCAAAGACUAAUUGAAGUCAAAUGGGGAUUCUUUGGUCUUGGGGCUUGGCUGGGGAUCUUUCUGAACGUCCUGCUUGCUGUGGCCUACACUGUGCUCGGAGUGACGCAUCCUACCGACGUGGCUGAUUAUUAUUACCCACUCAGCAAAAAUGCGUGGAAGAUUCCCCUGGAGGCUGCCGUCGUGCUUUUAACGUUCAACGAAAUCAGAAAAGAGAUAAAAGAGUUUUACCAGUCUAAACGAGAAAAUACAAAGUUCAUAAGCUGGAGGAAGAAAGAAGUUAAACGCGAUUUGCAAUAUUGUCAUCCUCGAUGGACGCAAGAAAAAAACUUUAUCAAACAACAUGUGAAACAGAUCAAACACCGAAAGAAGACGUACUUCCAAGACAAGUGGAAUUAUUUGGAUUGGGUGGCGUAUCUAAUGCUGAUCAUUGUGAUCAUACUUCACAUCAUCAAUGUCGUCGUCGAAAACAAUCAGUAUAAUGGAUAUUUCACCCGGAUACAUGCCUGCACGAUUAUCAUCAUUUGGGUCCGCCUGCUGAAGUUUGCUAGACCCUUCCCAAGUCAGGGACCUUUUGUAGUCAUCCUGGACAACAUCCUAUUGGACACAAUCAGAUGGGGCUUUGUCAUAGCCAUGUUUUACAUCCCUUACGCAGCAGCUUUUUGGAUGUUGUUUGGCCCGGGAUCCAUGCGUGAGCCUGUGAAAGGAUACGACAACGUGGGACACUUAGCCUUCACUAUCAUCCGCUUCCCACUUGUGGAUAACUACAACUUCGACGACCUGGAAAAAGAGUACCCGGUCAUGUCGCGCAUACUCUGUGGUUCUUUCCUCAUUCUCGCUGCCAUCGUAUUAAUGAACUUGUACAUUGCGUUACUGUCGAACACGUUUCAACGUGUUUAUGACAACGCACGCGCGACGGCUGCAAUGCAGCGCGCGCGCCUUCUGCAAGAUCUUGAAUCGUCUGCCUCCGAACGUAGAGUGGAGCGAUACAGGGAUCAUAUCCGUAACAGAUGCAGCCCAGAGGGGAACGACUUCUUGGUAAUCAUAUCCGACGAAGAAGAACAAAACAGGAAACAAGUAGAGAAAAUCGCCUUAGUUCAUACCAUUGUUAGCGAUCGUCUGGGAGGGAAGAAGUUUGGAAAAGUACGAAAGAGCGAGUUUGACACAGUGCUGGAAGAUGUCGACUCCUUGAAACGCUCUCAGAGUGAAAUGCAGAAAUCUGUUGAUCACCUUCAUCUUCGUUUGGAUGAGCUUGGAAGCCUCAAUGCCCUAAUCUAUGAAGAAAUUGCUAAAUUGAUGCAACACGGGAAAAAACAGAUCUCGGCGAUUAGUGAUGUUAACACCGAAGUUACCAACGUGAACACUAACAUGGAGUACAAGGUUGAGAGUCUUUCCAGAGGCAUCGACUCUGGAUUCGAAACUGUGGAAGCUGAGGCCAACCUGAGAAACAGUGUGCUAGAGGGCAACUUAGGCGCAAGAUUUGACCAGCUACAGACAGAACUCAUGGCAAUUAACUCCAAGUGCGAUGAACACGAAUCACAUAUCAAGCAGUAUGAAGAGAAUCUCAUGGCUAGAGUAGAACACCUGGAGGCGUUUGUAGUAAGUAUGGAGGACGACAAAAUCAAGGAGAAACCCAAAGGAAGAAAAACCAGUGCAAGACCUAAAUCCAGAGCGACCACCCCAAAACCAUUCCAAAUGAUUGAUGGCGACAGAGAAGUGGUCAAAGUGGCAGGAACGUCUCUAGGGAAAAGCGCACUCGAUGUGGAAACUGUCUCUGACCUGGUUAGUGCUAAUGGAGAUACCAUAGCUGAGAAGCAGAAAAAAAAAUCAGUCAUUAUGUCGGGUCAAGCCGCGAGAGACGAGUACGUGGCUCGACUAAAGGGAGCAUUGGCACCGAUUCCACCCUCAGAUUUGACUCCGCGUACAGAGGAUGGUGAGGCAAACAAAGGAUUAGAAAAAACUGACUUGGAAAGUGCUAAUGGAAACGCGAUAGCUGAGAAGCAGAAAAAAAAAUCAGUCAUUAUGUCAGGUCAAGCCGCAAGGGACGAGUAUGUGGCUCGACUCAAGGAACCAUUGGCACCUAUUCCAUCCCCAGAUUUAGCCCCGCCUACAGAGGAUGGUGAGGCAAACAAAACUGACUCAGAAAGUGCUACUGGAAAUGCAAUGGCUGAGAAGCAGAGAAAAAGAUCAAUCAAUAUGUCAGGUCAAGCCGCGAGAGACGAGUAUGUGGCUCGACUAAGAGGAAUAUUGGCACCGAUUUCACCCCCAAAUUUACCUCCGUGUGAAGAAAAGAGCGAGGCAGACAAAGCAUUAGACAAAACUGACUGAGCUUCCAUUUGUUGAAACUCGAUUAAGUAGACCAAAGUAAAGACAUUUUAAAAAAAUGACUUUGUCAUCCCACCUUGUACUUUUUCGUAGUCCAUACGCCAGUGUAAAUAGAAAUGAAAAAUUAACUUAUUUAAUCGGUUCGAUGUUUUGGAAGAGGCAAUAAAGCCAGUAAAUGAAAUGAUCAUAGUGACAGAGCCUUUGAGCAGAUAUGAAGGCUGGGGCUAAAGAUCGCUGUUAGGAAUUCGUAAUACAAAUUGACUCGUACAUUAAAAAUAAUCAGAUUUUUCUUUAAAUUCCGGUGUUUCUGGCAUAAACGUAGACUUUCUUAUUAAGCGUAAAUUUGGGAAAGACUCCUUAACUAAAACGCACUAAU
Pocillopora verrucosa is the source of this 4275-nucleotide messenger RNA. RefSeq lists its product as uncharacterized. Lineage: Eukaryota; Metazoa; Cnidaria; Anthozoa; Scleractinia; Pocilloporidae. Gene Ontology annotation, cellular component: plasma membrane. Gene Ontology annotation, biological process: calcium ion import across plasma membrane. Gene Ontology annotation, molecular function: calcium channel activity; protein binding. The record is from RefSeq and is a predicted model, not a curated record.